UAAAGAGCCCAUUACGAGUUACUUAUCAUCAACCCCUCUCUCCACUCUCCUCCCCAAAAAUGGCGACCAACGCCGCUACCAAAAUGCUAACAGCGACAGCAGCCAGCCUCACCCACCGCCGCCCCCUCACGUGCUCGGCCGCCCGCCUCGUGCCUCAGCCACCCGACCUCAUGCGAUGGGUCAGGAGAGAGGGCGGGUUCGUCCACCCGAGCCUCAAAAUCGCCGACCACACCUCUCACGGACUCGGCCUGCUCUCAACCGAACCCAUCGCUGACGGGUCGGAUCUCAUUGCGCUGCCCGAUCACCUCCCUCUUCGCUUCGAUCCGCAGGAUGAACCCGAAUCCGCUUUGGGUCGCCUCGCCGCUCGGGUCCCAGUGGAACUCUGGGCUAUGAGAUUGGGAUUGCGGCUGCUUCAUGAAAGAUCAAAAGUUGGUUCAUCUUGGUGGUCCUAUAUUAGCAAUCUGCCAGAGACAUUCAGCGUACCAAUAUUCUUUUCUGGGGAGGAUAUAAAGAACCUUCAGUAUGCUCCUCUGAUCCAUCAGGUAAAUAAAAGAUGCCGCUUCCUUCUAGAGUUUGAGAAAGAAAUCAAGAGUUUGCUUGAGGGUAUAGCAUCAAAAGAUCAUCCUUUUGAAGGGAAAGAUGUUGAUGCAUCUUCCCUUGGCUGGGCCAUGUCAGCAGUCUCUUCUCGAGCCUUCCGUUUGCAUGGUGACGACAGUGAUGUCCCUAUGAUGCUUCCACUAAUUGACAUGUGCAAUCACAGCUUUGAUCCAAAUGCUCGUAUUGUACAGGAAAUAGAUACUGGCAGCUCAAAGAUGUUAGUGAGGGUUGUAGCAGAAAAACAAAUUGAGCAAGAUACUCCAAUAACGCUGAAUUAUGGCUGUUUAAGCAAUGAUCUUUUCCUUUUGGAUUAUGGGUUUGUGAUUCCUGAAAACCCAUUUGACCAUGUCGAAUUGAGGUAUGAUGGAGCUCUUCUGGAUGCUGCUAGUAUGGCAGCCGGGGUUUCUUCUCCCAGCAUCUCAUCUCCAGAAAAAUGGCAGCAGGAAAUUCUAUCUCAGCUGAAUUUAAUUGGAGAUGGCGCUGUUCUUAAGGUAACUUUGGGAGGUUCUGAUUUGGUGGACGGCCGCUUAUUGGCUGCAUUGAGACUCCUCCUCUGUAACGACGAAGACACAGUUCUAAAUUCAGAUAUAGAUGCUUUGAAGUCUCUAUCAGCUGAAGCACCUCUUGGAGUCCCCACUGAAACUGCUGCGCUUCGAACCGUCGUUGCACUUUGUGUCGUUUCUCUCGAAUACUUCCCCACAAAAAUAAUGCAGGAUGAGUCGAUUUUGAAAGGAGAUGCAUCUGGCUCGACCAAGUUGGCUGUUCAAUUUAGAAUGCAGAAGAAGCUGAUGAUUAUUGACGUCAUGAGGAAGCUUACUCAGAGGAUCAGGACGUUAUCCAAGGAGAAAUCUGCUGCCUAGAGCUAAUUUUUUUUUAAUUACAUUGGAUGUGUAAUCUUUCUUUCGUUAUUUAUGGUCACUGGGAUAUGAAUAUGCCGAUGUUGAGUAAAUUAUUUCUUUCAUCUGUAGUAUGAAUUCAAUUGUAUGGUGAAAAUUAGUUUUAAGCA
Molecule: messenger RNA, 1603 nt
Organism: Asparagus officinalis (garden asparagus)
Lineage: Eukaryota; Viridiplantae; Streptophyta; Magnoliopsida; Asparagales; Asparagaceae
Product: protein PLASTID TRANSCRIPTIONALLY ACTIVE 14
Exons: 6
Coding region: 60-1457 (465 amino acids)
Biological process (GO): peptidyl-lysine monomethylation
Molecular function (GO): protein binding; protein-lysine N-methyltransferase activity
Source: RefSeq, a predicted model, not a curated record